Molecule: messenger RNA, 2395 nt
Organism: Gallus gallus (chicken)
Lineage: Eukaryota; Metazoa; Chordata; Aves; Galliformes; Phasianidae
Gene: NCF4
Product: neutrophil cytosolic factor 4
Exons: 12
Coding region: 727-1662 (311 amino acids)
Biological process (GO): superoxide anion generation; respiratory burst; phagocytosis
Cellular component (GO): NADPH oxidase complex
Molecular function (GO): phosphatidylinositol binding; superoxide-generating NADPH oxidase activator activity; protein binding
Source: RefSeq, a predicted model, not a curated record
GAGGACAGGCGGGGAGAGAGGCGGUGUGGCAGCAGCAUCCCCACCCGCUGUCAGCAGCUCCUGCCCGACCCCGCUGACGCAAUGGCACCCAUGGCCCGAACGCCAGAGCGGCCUCAAAAAAGGAGGGGGCUGCUUUGCAGGAGCGUCUGGCUGUCGGUAAUCCCUCCGUAAAAGCACGAGCCCCCACCCCUCUCCUCGGCGGCCCGAGCUCAGCUCCAGCGGAUUAAGGCACUUUUGGAAAGAAGGGACUCAAAGUAGGAUUACAGGUCUACUCUUAGGAAUCAAAAGAUGGAUUCAAGAGUGAGAGAAGCUAAGCAUUUUAUUAGAACAAAACUUUCUGACGUUCAUAAACUCUUUGCAGAGUUACAUCGUGACAGAGGUGGACUGGAGAUCACUCUUCACUCGAAGAAGAGCUGCUGACAUUUGGUUUUCUGCCCUCCUUUCCACUCGCCUGUGAUCUGAUUCCUAGUGAGAAACCCACUGUGGAGGCAAUAAAUCCCAAUUCUAUGGCAGAUUCUACAAGCUGUUCGUAGUGGAAUCUGGCAAACUAAAUGAAGGGCUGGCAAACAGGGCAAAGGCAUUAAGGCAGAGAGACACAGCUCUUCAAGGACUGGAUUCUUCAGAUGCUAUCUCAGUAGCAGUGAUUUUGACCAGCUUCCAGAUGAUGUACCUGUUUCAGCUAACAUUGCAGAUAUUGAAGAGAAGAAAGGCUUUACUAAUUAUUAUAUGUUUGUCAUUGAAGUAAAGAUUAAAAGUGGUGGCAGAUACCUGAUUUUCCGACGCUAUCGUGAGUUCUAUGCCCUACAUACCAAACUAGAGGAGAGAUAUGGGGGGGAAAGCAAAAACAGCGCUUUUACCUGCACGCUCCCCGUAUUGCCAGGGAAAGUUUAUGUUGGGGCCAAAAGGGAAAUUGCCGAGAACAGGAUUCCUAUCCUAAAUAUCUACAUGAAGAACCUACUCUGCCUACCUGUUUGGGUGUUGAUGGAUGAAGAGGUGCGUCUGUUCUUCUACCACUCAAAUUUUGAUAGUGAACAGGUGCCCAGGAGGCUGAGAAGGCUUCGCCCACGGACGCGCCGAGUUAAAAGCAUUUCAUCCCAACUGCCUGUUUUGGACCGUGUAGCAGCUCCUCGGGCUGAGGCACUGUUUGAUUUCUCUGGAACCAGUAAACUGGAACUCAGUUUCAAGAAAGGAGACUUGAUCUAUCUACUUAGCAGAGUAAACAAAGACUGGUUGGAGGGAACAGUUAAUGAUGCCACUGGGAUUUUCCCAUCUGCUUUUGUGAAGAUCAUAAAAGAUUUACCACAGCAGGAAGACACAGUUAAUAAAAUACGUUGUUAUUACUAUGAUGAGACAGUAAGCACUAUCAGGGAUAUAUCAGUGGAAGAGAAUCUGAGCAGCAUUCCCUUAUUCAAAGACCUUAUGGAACUGAUAAAGCAGGAGUUUGACCAACAUGACAUUGUUUUGAACUACCGGGACCUUGAUGGCGAUCUGAUCCGGCUGCUCUCUGAUCAGGACGUUGAGCUCAUGGUGUCUCAGAGCAGGAAGAGGUCCUCAGAGAAGCAUUUCUUCCCUUGGAAGCUGCACAUCACUCACAAGGACGACUUCAGUGUCUACAGCACUAGUCCGGGAAUAGGUGAUACACAAACAGUUAGGGCAACAUGAGUGCUGUAGGGUAGCAGUUCCAGUAGGUAGCUACACUGUCCUUCAGAAAUCCUUCUCUGCAGUUUCUUUUAACAAGGCUUUGAAGUGAGCUUGAAAAGAGUAAACUUACCUUUCAAUGUAAAAUCUGUACUUAGCUUUUUGAGCUGUUUAGCACUCCUCUGUAACAGAGACAUCUUUAUGAAGACCAGAGGAAGAGGAAUUGAGAAGUAAAAUCACUGGAUUUGUUCACAAAGCAAGUCAGUGUUACACUGCAAUAGAGGUUGAGUAUCUCGAGCCCAAAAUCUGCUCUAAUCUCCAUCCUCGCUUCCAGAUCCAAUUACUUGCCCAGAAUGUUUUCAUAAGCUUUUAUUUUAUUUUUUAUUUUAUUUUAUUUUAUUUUAUUUUAUUUUAUUUUUUAUUUUUUUGUCCCUGACUGUAGUUCUGGAAGCAUCAAGAAAACUUUAUUUCAGCAAAGAAACUACAGCCUGGUUUUGCUUUCUUCUUUCCCUUGGCCCAUAUUUUGAAUUCUGUGAAUCAAAUCUAGUAUACUUGCAGUGUUACUUAUAGACUUCUCAUAAUUGUACAGUCUAUCUGCUUCCACAUUCUCGGAUAAGUGAUGUGAUACCUGUUCAAGUAGUAACCUCUUCUUGGUCUCUCUUGUUCUGUUUUCUAACCCCUCAUUGCAAAACAGAACUAAAAAUAAAUUACUGUAUCAGACUUUUCAAUAAAUAAACUUAUGCAUGUGUUUAUUUUA